This is a messenger RNA of Morus notabilis, 1640 nucleotides long. Its product is annotated as cytochrome P450 90A1. Gene Ontology annotation, molecular function: monooxygenase activity; oxidoreductase activity, acting on paired donors, with incorporation or reduction of molecular oxygen; heme binding. Bases 57 to 1496 code for a protein of 479 amino acids. The transcript is spliced from 9 exons. Gene Ontology annotation, biological process: brassinosteroid homeostasis; multicellular organism development; sterol metabolic process. NCBI's taxonomy places the organism in Eukaryota, Viridiplantae, Streptophyta, Magnoliopsida, Rosales, Moraceae. The record is from RefSeq and is a predicted model, not a curated record.
GCAAUAAUAUACACAAAACCCAUGUAGAAAAAAGAAAGCAAAAAAAAAAAAAAGAAAUGGACUGCUCUGUUUUCCUUUCCCUCCUCUGUUUUUCCUCCCUCUUCCUGUUCUCCUUCCUCCUCCACCGGGCUUCCCGCCGGCGGCGGCUCCGGCUGCCGCCGGGGAGUCUAGGACUGCCGGUGAUCGGAGAGACGCUGCAGCUGAUCUCGGCGUACAAGACGGAGAAUCCGGAGCCGUUCAUCGACGAGCGGGUGGGGAAGUUCGGGCCGAUCUUCACGACGCACGUGUUCGGCGAGCCGACGGUUUUCUCGGCCGAGCCGGAGACGAACCGGUUCAUUCUGCAGAACGAAGGGAAGCUGUUCGAGUGCAGCUAUCCGAGCUCGAUAUCGAACCUUUUGGGGAAGCAUUCUCUGCUUCUGAUGAAGGGAAGUCUCCACAAGAGAAUGCAUUCUCUCACUAUGAGCUUUGCCAAUUCUUCUAUCAUUAAGGAUCAUCUCUUGGAUGAUAUAGACCGGUUGAUCCGGCUCAAUAUGGACUCCUGGACCGGCCGAAUCUUGCUCAUGGAGGAGGCCAAGAAGAUAACAUUUGAGCUAGCAGUGAAGCAGCUAAUGAGCUUUGAUCCGGGGGAGUGGACUGAGUCUCUAAGGAAAGAGUAUCUUUUACUCAUUGAAGGCUUCUUUACCAUUCCUUUACCUCUCUUCUCCACCACCUACCGAAGAGCCAUUAAAGCUAGGACCAAGGUGGCUGAGGCAUUGAGCUUGAUAGUGAGGCAAAGAAGGAAAGAAAAUGAAGUUGGCGAGGGAAAAAACGACAUGUUAGUGGCUCUCUUGGCAGGAAACGACGGCUUUUCCGACGAGGAGAUUGUGGAUUUCUUGUUGGCUUUGCUUGUCGCUGGCUAUGAAACGACAUCCACUAUUAUGACUCUUGCCGUUAAGUUCCUCACGGAGACACCUCUUGCUCUGGCUCAACUCAAGGAAGAGCACGACCAAAUUAGAGCCAAAAAGAGGGAGUCAUCAGAAGCACUGGAAUGGAGUGAUUACAAGUCAAUGCCAUUCACUCAGUGUGUCGUUAAUGAGACACUGCGUAUUGCAAACAUAAUUAGUGGGGUAUUCAGGCGAGCCAUGACUGAUAUCAACAUCAAAGGUUACACAAUCCCCAAAGGAUGGAAGGUUUUCGCAUCGUUUCGCGCCGUUCAUUUAGAGCAAGAACACUUCAAGGAUGCUCGAACCUUUAAUCCGUGGAGAUGGCAGAACAACUCUGGAGGAACAAGUAGUUCCGUCAAUGUGUUCACCCCAUUCGGAGGCGGGCCACGGCUGUGCCCGGGCUAUGAACUUGCUAGAGUAGAACUCUCAGUUUUCCUUCACCACUUAACCACCGGUUUCAAUUGGGUUCCUGCUGAAGAGGAUAAGUUGGUGUUCUUCCCAACCACUAGGACUCAGAAGCGAUACCCUAUCAUUGUGCAGCGUAGGAAUCCUGAUCGGCAAUGUAAAGAGUAAGAUCCAAAAAAACACAUAAGAAGAAGAGAAGAUAUGGAAGGCAGGGAAUAUGUAGCAAAGUUGUAAUCUUGUUGAUCUUUGUGAUCUUAUUGAAAUAAAAACCUAAAAUCUCUGUUAUUAUAUGUAAUUAAUUAAUUGAUUUAA